Molecule: messenger RNA, 3300 nt
Organism: Ostrea edulis (European flat oyster)
Lineage: Eukaryota; Metazoa; Mollusca; Bivalvia; Ostreida; Ostreidae
Product: golgin subfamily A member 6-like protein 7
Exons: 4
Coding region: 144-1340 (398 amino acids)
Biological process (GO): regulation of apoptotic process
Source: RefSeq, a predicted model, not a curated record
AACACGUUCCUUCUUAUAUUGGUGUAAUUUGUCAUCUUAUUAUCAGUAUACAUUUACAUUAAGUAAUUCCUGGUAUUGAAAUGCAAUGCUAAACAACACCAGUGCAUUUUAAAACAAGGAAUAUCUUUCUAAAAAAUAAAACAAUGCAGGAGGAAUUUGCAUUUAAAAAAUGUAUUGAAAAAAAUUGGGGAGCUUUGAAGUCUGAAGUGAAGAUGUCCACUGUUGCUGAUUUUCUGAUAGAGAAAGGGGCACUAAAGAUGGAGGAAUGGAGAGAUUUGAAAUUAUCGGAGAUGGAAGAAGAAAGAACGGAAAAGUUCUUGUUUGCUCUUUGUGGGAAAACCAUAGAUGAUUUCCAGAUAUUCAUAGAAGCGCUUCGUAAUGGCAAAUAUGAGAAAUUGGCGUCUAAAUUGGAGGAUACACGUGGUUACAAAUCAAAGAAACAUGUAAAAGGAGAAGGAAAGACAAGAAAGCUACAGGAUUUGCUCCAUAUAGAACAAAUACAAGCUCAAGUUCCCGUAAACAAUCAGAAAAAAGAAAAAUUUAGGAAAAUUCCCGAAGAUAUACAGAAAAGGGGAAAAGCUAUCAAAGUUGAAGAACCCCAGCUGGUCACCAUUUUGCAAUUCAUGCGUGAUAAUCAAGAAAAGAUGAUGAAAGACAAUGCAGAGAUGAGAGAGGAACAAGGAAGGGUGGCAUUUGCAAUAGGUACGAUGGGUAUGCACGUGCAAAAUAUGGAACUAGAAAUGGGGAAAUUAAGGGAAGACGUUAAAAGCAAAGGACAGGAGCAUAUUCAGCUGACUGAGGAAACCGAAAGACUUAACUCUAAAAUAGAAGAACAAAGAAAACAAAUUGAGACUGCAUAUUUAGAAUUAGAGCGAGUGUUAAAGUCACAUGAACGCGACCAAAUGAAGAGCGACGAAUUAGCCCAGAAAUACAAAGAGUUACAAAAGGCAAAAGAUAAAAUAGAUAAUGCCCAUAAAGGAAUACUUGAAAAUGUAGGGUCGUUUGAAACAAAAUUUUCGGAAUUGAUGGGGAAGGAAAUUUCAUUUGAAAACACAUUGGUUCAUUUGGAAAUUUAUUUGAGAAAAGAACAGAGGAAUCAAGCCUCUCUAGUGAAGGAACUGGAAGAAAAGAAGCAAAUGUCCCAAGAUGUAGAACAACUAAAAAGGGAAAUUGAAAAAUUGAAAACGCAAGAGCAGGAGAUGAGAAGAAAUAAAGAAGGAAUGGAGAAAAAGAUGCAGGAUCUAACAAAAGAAAAAAAUGCUCUAAAAUUCCAAUAUGACAUUCUUCUUGUGAAAUAUAAUCGAGAUAAAGACGAGAUUUUUCCUUUUCCCCAGCAUUGAAAAUUGGGAAAAAAGAACUUUAUUUUUAACUACUAGUGUUCCAUAAUAACCAUUUAGAGUUUCGUUUUCGGGAAGCAAAGUUUGUGAUCAAGCGUAAAAUAGGCUUUACAACGCCUGUAAACUCUGAAAAACUGAUUCUGCAUAACAAAUUGUAAUGGGGAACACAUUCCUCUAAUCGCAGUUUUUUCCCUGCUUUACGUCGUUCAUCCGCAAAUAAGACAUUUCUUUUAUAAUUCAUGAUAAAAUACAAAGACUAAGCAAUCUUUUCAUAUAAGUAGUAUAGUAAGAUCUGUUUUAAUACGUUGUUCCAUAGAUAUAUGUGUGCGUAUAUCAGUUAUUCUCUGUUUGAAUUAGUAAAGUAGUCUAGACAAGAUACAUUUUAUGUAUGCAAAAUUCUAUACAUUUCUACAUCGACAUCUAUAUGUGUAGGUGUAUUGGGUAACAGAAUAAAAACAAGCAUCUUCUGUCAAUUAUUUUGUUCGCAUUGUCCAUUAUACAAAUGAAAAGUUUAUCAAUAUGUGAUUUCAAAAGUUAUUUACAAUGAAUCUGUAGAUAUUUAUAUAACCUCUCAUACAUGUCGGAAGUAGCAGUAAUUUGCACAAAGAAUAACUAUUGAGGUUGCUUAAGGAAGGGAGAAAAUAACGAACAGUGAUCAAUUUCAUAACCCUUUCAGCAAUACAAAAUAGAUAGUUGGGCAAACACAGACCCCUGAACACACCAGAGGUGGAAUCACGUGUCUGUGAGGAGUAAGCAUUCCCUGUCGACCGAUCACACUCCUAGGCAUCUGAUCCCGCCUCUGGUAUAUACAGGACACAAGCAAUUAUAUCGCUCGGGUUCGAAUUUACUAUUAAAGAGCAGAGGUAUAUAAUUCUAAAUAUAGAAUACCCAAGCUCGUCGAUGCAAAAACAAUAAAGCAAAUUGUAUAUAAUUCUACUAUGUAUUCUAAUGUAUUCAUACAUAUUCAAUCUACAUUACUACCAAAGUUCAUCCCGAAAUUCCGUAUACUUUAACUUAUCACAGCCAUUUUGACCGAAGCAAUUAAUUACCAAAAAAAAGAAAAGAAAGAUAUUAGUACACAUAACGAUUUAUCAAUAUCAAUCCAUCAUAGUACAUAAAGUAUGCUAAUCACAAGUCUUUAUAAAGAUAAGAAUGUCUUAUUUCUAUUUUUAUCCAAACCAUACUAACAUAGGUGUUUGACGAUUUAUAACAAUGAUGAUUAAUUUUGGUAGUUUGACUUGUCAAACUGGCUGUGAUGAGUUAAAGUGCAGACGGUUUUACAAUUUUCAGUCACCUACUCCAUGUGACUGAAAAUUGUAAAACUUCAGUUUAUAUGAAUUGGGGUACGAAAUUCAACUUAGAAAUUAUAUAUAAUGCUGCACAUUAUAUAUAAUAGCUUGUUGCAAUGCUCAAACACUCUGUUUGUAUAGUCAUAUAAUGUCAGGGCUCAGUUAAAAUUCAAAUAACGAAUUUUGCUAAGCCUGCCACAGAUUUUGUUUCAGUCCAGGUCCGUGGCCAAUAAUUAGGCUUAUUGACAUUGAAUGAUUGAUUGAUAUAUUGAUUGAUUGACACAUUGGUGGAUUGAAAUAUUGAUUGAUUGAUUGAAAAUAUUGAGUGAAUUAUUGAUUGAUAUAUUGAUUGAUUGACACAUUGGUGGAUUGAAAUAUUGAUUGAUUGAUUGAAAAUAUUGAGUGAAUUAUUGAUUGAUAUAUUGAUUGAUUGACACAUUGCUGUAUUGAAAUAUUGAUUGAUUGAAAAUAUUGAGUGAAUUAUUGAUUGAUUGACUCAAACAUGCAUGAACUACUGAUGCUACAACAUAACUAUCUAAAAGUCGUUGUAGAUCAUGCAUUUCAUUACAGAGUGUAUGUGAUAUGCAUACUGAUGGUUUGUAUUGAUAUGAACAUUGUCGUUGAAUUGGAAAUAUGUUUUUAUUUAGUAAAGCCAUGACAAAGACUGCCAAUAA